AUGUACACACGCUCGGAAGACAGAGCCGGAGGUGUUGAGAAGAUGAGCAACCACUCCGUGGAUGACGAGUCUCGUUUCACAGAGAUCUGCACGAUCUUGUCGGUUUUCUGUGCGUUGUCGACCAUCGCUGUCACGCUUCGUUCUUAUACGCGACUGGUCCUGCUUCACACCUUUGGCUGGGAUGAUGGAGUUAUGGUGGGUGCCCAGAUCCUGGCCAUCGCCGCCGCUGUGACUAUUGGUCUAGAGAGCAAAUGGGGUCUCGGAUCACACACUUGGGUUCAGCCUGAAGCACAUCUUUUCCCAUACAUGAAGGCCUUUUACAGCUCCAUCAUAGUGUACAACAUGUCCAUGUGUCUCGUCAAAAUUUCUAUCCUACUCCAAUACCGGCGAAUUUUUGCUCUCCGGAUGAUGCAACGCAUUACCUUCUACGCUGUCGCGUUUAUGGUUGCUUGGUCAAUCACAAUCUUCUUCCUCCUGACACUCGUCUGCAUCCCAGUCGCCAAGUUCUGGGACCACGCUUUGCCGGGUAGAUGCCUGGACUCGUUGACCAUUUGGUAUGUCAUGGCCGCUUUCAACCUGGUCUCCGAUUUCGCCAUUUUCGGCCUGCCGUUGCCGGUAGUUCGGUCCCUUCAGUUACCCAAGAAGCAAAAGGUGAUGCUCUUCGCGGUCUUUGGCCUCGGGUUCUUCACCUGCAUCAUUUCCAUUAUUCGCAUCCGCACUCUCAAGAUCGCGGCUUCGACAGAUGACCCUAACUGGGACAAUGUGGAUGCGGCAACCUGGUCAUAUCUUGAAGUCACAACUGCCAUCCUCGCGGCUUGUUUGCCGACGCUAAGACCAGUCUUCGCCAAGAUGAUGCCCAGUCUGAUGGGCUCCUCCAUAAGAGGAAACCAAGGAUCGAGCUGGUCACGCAUGACGCUGGAAGGUGUCCGUGUCCGGUGUUUACAAAGUCACUGUCACGGUGGGGGUGAAGAGCCAUCACACCCCUACUGGGCAGCGCUGAAUCGUUCGUCUAAGGAAGGCGAGAAGUCGACCGGCGGGCAAGGGAGGCAUUCAAGCAACUACUCUAGUCACACAACAGGUCACGGUCGAGUCAAAGCAUGGGUCAGGAGAGCGGAGCCCGACAAGUGA
Molecule: messenger RNA, 1128 nt
Organism: Verticillium alfalfae VaMs.102
Lineage: Eukaryota; Fungi; Ascomycota; Sordariomycetes; Glomerellales; Plectosphaerellaceae
Exons: 5
Coding region: 1-1128 (375 amino acids)
Source: RefSeq, a predicted model, not a curated record